CUGCUGUCUCGUUGCCACCUGCAGGUGGUCGGGAACAUCUGUCUCCUCUGACGACAUUCCCAAUGCAUUGUAUGAGCUAUUUAAGCUGCAGAAUCCCAGACGCUGCACAGACGAGUCCAUCUAGAGGCGCUGCCUCUCGCUCCAUUCCCAGGAGGGUAAAUCCGAAUCUGAAGGCUCGCUGCUUCUUUCCUUAACGUGCCGGGGGACCAUGGCCUCAUUUCAGUGUUUGCUGGUACUUGCUGUUUGUAUGAAAGUGUUGGCUUUCCCCUUGUCCACACGGCUCUCUGAGGGAGAGGAGAAGGUAACAAGAUGCAUUCUGGAAGUUCUGGCAGAGUCUCUGUCCAAACCCCACGCAGAGCAAGUGAGCGGAGAUUGUCUCAGGAUCCUUAAAGAAGAUGAACGGGUCAUAUCGAUGCUACGUCAUCAACAUUUGCUACGAGAAUUGGAGGAGUUAGCUCAUAAAGAAAAGUCUGCACACAUGGAGCAGGAGAAUAUGGACACUAGUGAGGAAGAUGAGUUGAGGAAGAGAGCAAAUGAACAGAGUAAGAGAGGACCAGCUGCCAAGAGAGGUUCUGAGAGUGAAGAAUCCAGAGAGCGUCAGGAAACAAAGGAGAUUGAGAAGAUGGAGAAGGUGGAGAUAAAGGAGAAAGAGCGUGGGGAAUCAGCAGAAGGCAAAAAAAAUGAAAUGCUUGAGGAAGAUGAAGAGAAAAGAAGCCCAGCAGAAAAAAGAGGGAAGGAAGAAAGAAACUCCGGGAAGAAGAGGAGCGGUGAGGGAAGCCCAAAAAGAAAUCCCAGUAAGAGAUUCAAUGAUGGGGAGGUGGAGGACAGCUCAGAAGAGGAUGAGGAUGAGCAAGGGUUCCACGGAAACAACCAUGGAUGGUACCACAGCAACCAUGAUGACUGGGAGGAGAGGAAGCGAGGAUCAGCAAAGAGAAUGGCAGAAGAUCCCAGUGAAGAAGAGACCGCACAAUUUGAGACUGAAGACAAAGGUAUUAAAUACUUCAAUUCCAAGACUCAAAUGCAAGGCCACCAUGGAGAAGGGAAAAGAUACAUGCAUUAUCCUGAGGAAGGUGAGGUGGCCAGAGAGAGGAGCCAUCAUGGACCAGAGGAGGGUGAAAGGUAUUACCACAAUGGAAGGCCUGAAAAUCAGGAGGAACAAGAGGAAGAGAGAGAGCUGAAGGAGAUGGAGGAACGAGAGGAACACAAAGCUGAGGAGCAGGACCUGCAGGAGGUGGAGAGAGAGCUGAGGAAAACUGCAGAGAGAUUACAGCAGCUGCGCCAAGGUUGACCCUAAAGCUAGUG
Pelobates fuscus (common spadefoot toad) is the source of this 1302-nucleotide messenger RNA. It is a transcript of the gene CCER2, whose product is annotated as coiled-coil glutamate rich protein 2. NCBI's taxonomy places the organism in Eukaryota, Metazoa, Chordata, Amphibia, Anura, Pelobatidae. Bases 209 to 1288 code for a protein of 359 amino acids. The record is from RefSeq and is a predicted model, not a curated record. The transcript has 6 exons. Gene Ontology annotation, cellular component: secretory granule.